AUGAUGUUGCAGUGGUUGGGCGCCAAGAUCAUGUCACUGGCGAAGUCUGAAGACCAGUUGAAACCUAUGCACAGAUUUUCAGGUCCCAGCUGCUUUUGUGGUCCGGAACCCGAGUUUUUCUACCUUAGCAUCAGCAGAGGGAAAAUUGCUCAGUUCAAAGAGCUGCGCGGCGGCGUGUUCUUUGUCUCGGAAAUACCGCGAAACGUUUGCGGAAAGGUGAUGCGACGCAACCUGCGCCAAUUCUGGGACCGCGAACGUUCCAGCUCGAAAGCCGAUUUGACGAUCGAUAAGAUUAAAUUGCCCAGCAUUGCCAGGCACGCAAACGCAUUUGGGAUAAAACUUUUC
Mesorhabditis spiculigera is the source of this 345-nucleotide messenger RNA. The record is from the annotation of a GenBank genome assembly. NCBI's taxonomy places the organism in Eukaryota, Metazoa, Nematoda, Chromadorea, Rhabditida, Rhabditidae.